AUGAAACCACUUCCCUUCCCAUUCCCGUUCAACAUCGGCACAGAUGUCGUCCACAUCCCUCGAAUAGGCCGUCUCCUCGCCCAACCAAACUACCUCCCCCGCUUCACGCGCCGCAUCCUCUGCGACUCCGAACAAACCGACUUCAAGACCCGCUUCGGCGAAUCUCUUCAAGCGCACGCCGCUUACCACCAGCAGCCCCCGCCUGUUCCUGCCGAUAUAACGCGCUGGCUGGCCGGGCGCUUCGCGGCUAAGGAGGCGGCGCGCAAGGCGGCGCCGGAGGGCGCGGCGUCGAUUGGAUGGAAGGACGUGAUGGUGCGUGUGCAGGAGGACGGAGGAGCGUUUGGAGUCGGUGUGAGCCGGAGACCUGAGAUUGUCUAUCUUCCGCCUGAAGAUGGGAGCCAUGAAGGGAGGGUCGCGCGGUUGUCGAUUUCUCAUGACGGAGAGUAUGUUGUCGCGACGGUUUUGGCGGCCGGGUGA
Penicillium olsonii is the source of this 477-nucleotide messenger RNA. The record is from the annotation of a GenBank genome assembly. Lineage: Eukaryota; Fungi; Ascomycota; Eurotiomycetes; Eurotiales; Aspergillaceae.